GGCUGUCCUCCUUCAAAUGAUGACCACCGCAGGAAUCCUCUUAUCCAUCAUCUCCUACGCAUCCCCCCUCGCCCUUCCUCGUCUUCACAUACAAACCGCUGCUUCUUCUCCUGGCCACUCCUCCUCCUCCUCCUCCUCCGGCGCUUGAAGCAGUAGUAGAAGGGUGAGCAGUACCCUUCGUCACCAUGGACUUCGUCUAUGGACCAGGGAAGAACCACCUCUUUGUUCCGGGGCCGGUCAACAUCCCCGAGCCAGUGAUUCGAGCAAUGAACAGGAACAACGAGGACUACCGCUCCCCUGCCAUCCCUGCCCUCACAAAGACCCUUCUCGAGGACGUCAAGAAGAUCUUCAAGACAACAAGCGGCACCCCCUUCUUGAUCCCAACAACAGGUACUGGUGCCUGGGAAAGUGCCCUCACCAACACUCUCUCGCCUGGUGAUCGGAUUGUCUCUUUCCUCAUCGGCCAGUUCAGCCUCCUCUGGAUCGAUCAGCAACAACGCCUCAACUUCAGGGUUGAUGUCAUAGAGAGCGACUGGGGGCGAGGUGCCGAUCUUGAUGCCUUGGCAUCGAAGCUGGAAGCUGACCGGUCUCAUACCAUCAAGGCUGUUUGCAUCGUUCACAAUGAGACCGCAACCGGAGUCACCAGUGAUCUGGCGGCCGUCAGGAAAUUGCUCGAUGAGUACAGGCAUCCCGCAUUGCUGCUGGUGGAUGGGGUUUCAUCCAUAUGUGCUCUUGACUUCCGAAUGGAUGAAUGGGGAGUUGAUGUUGCCUUGACAGGAUCACAGAAAGCUCUUUCCAUGCCUACUGGGAUGGGCAUCGUGUGUGCAAGUCCUAAAGCCAUGGAAGCUGCUAAGACGGCCAAAUCAGUAAGAGUGUUCUUCGACUGGAAUGACUACUUGAAGUUCUACAAAUUGGGAACUUAUUGGCCCUACACACCCUCCAUCCAACUCCUAUAUGGCCUUAGAACUGCUUUGGAUCUUCUUUUCGAGGAGGGUCUUGACAAUGUGAUUGCAAGGCAUAGCCGUCUCGGAAAGGCGACAAGACUUGCUGUGGAGGCUUGGGGGCUGAAGAACUGCACACAAAGGGAGGAAUGGUUCAGUGAUACUGUCACUGCUGUGGUAGUGCCACCUUAUAUCAAUAGUGCUGAUGUUGUGAAGAGAGCAUGGACAAGAUACAAUUUAAGCUUAGGGCUGGGACUGAAUAAAGUUGCAGGAAAGGUGUUCAGAAUAGGACAUUUAGGCAACCUUAAUGAGCUGCAAUUGCUGGGUUGCCUGAGUGGUGUGGAAAUGGUACUCAAGGAUGUAGGAUACCCAGUCAAGCUUGGAAGUGGAGUAGCUGCAGCAGCUGCAUACCUUCGGAACUCUACCCCAAUGAUCACUUCUAGGAUAUAAGACUUCUCUGGUUGGGCGUUCCAUGAUUGAAUCAAGAAGUCGUAAAACCGAUGUAUAUUGGUAGAAGUAAGAUAUCCUUAUUUCUCAAACUGUUCCAAAUUGUAAUCAUCUCAUCUUGGUUGUUUGUAUUUAAGUCUGUUUUCUUUUCGACAAAUUGUACACCACAUAUGCUCGCAGAUGCUCAAAAAUCCUUUCUUUCACAACCUGCUAAUAUAGGAAAAGCUGUAAUCGGUCAGUGUUAUCUCAAACAUAACCAGUAGAUUAAAACCUGCUUUUCUACA
Molecule: messenger RNA, 1672 nt
Organism: Musa acuminata AAA Group (dessert banana)
Lineage: Eukaryota; Viridiplantae; Streptophyta; Magnoliopsida; Zingiberales; Musaceae
Product: serine--glyoxylate aminotransferase
Exons: 6
Coding region: 186-1391 (401 amino acids)
Cellular component (GO): peroxisome
Molecular function (GO): L-alanine:glyoxylate transaminase activity; L-serine:pyruvate transaminase activity
Source: RefSeq, a predicted model, not a curated record